Messenger RNA from Aphanomyces astaci, 2178 nucleotides. RefSeq lists its product as hypothetical. The coding region runs from base 1 to 2178 and encodes 725 amino acids. The transcript is spliced from 5 exons. Gene Ontology annotation, molecular function: nucleic acid binding. The record is from RefSeq and is a predicted model, not a curated record. Lineage: Eukaryota; Oomycota; Saprolegniomycetes; Saprolegniales; Verrucalvaceae.
AUGCGGCGUGCCACGACCAAACACGACAUUCCCAACGACCAGCGGUUAAGUUUGUACCACGAGCUGCUGCAGCACAAAGAGAACGGUCGGCUUCCCUACGGCAAAGGCAAGGAACUCAUGCAGCAGUACGGCCUGUCGAAGCAAACGUUGUCCAAGAUUUGGAAGGCGGGACAGGAGUCCAAGGCUCGCACUGGCCUUGCCAACGUCGCCAACAAGAAGAAAGGCCGGUGUGGUCGUCCACGUCGUCGAUCGAUCAAGGACUUGGAAGUUGCCAUCAAAGCCGUGCCACCCCAUUUGCGCCUGACCCUGCGAUCGUUGGCGGUGUCCAGUGGCAUUGCUCCCACGACUCUCUGGCGGCUGCUGCAGUCAAAGAAGCUACGACCUGACCGGGUGGUGUUCGCGCGCUCAUUUCUUCGACAGUGUCGUGACGGCAUGAUGUGGCACGACAUGAUGGACCGUGUCCACAUCGAUGAGAAGUGGUUCUAUGUUACGAUGGUCAAGCGGCGUUACUACCUAUGGCACGACGAAGACUUGCCGGUUCGAAAAUGCUCGUCCAAACGCCACAUCAUCAAGGUUAUGUUCUUGACCGCCGUUGCCCGUCCCCGCUAUGACCAUGGCAGCAAGACGAUGUGGGAUGGCAAGAUCGGGAUGUGGCCGUUCGUGUCCGAGGUCCCUGCUCAACGAACUAGCAAGAACCGACCUCGUGGGACCAUGGUCACGGCCCCAAUCACAGUGACGAAGCCUGUGUACCGCGAUUUCCUCGUCAACAAGGUAGUGCCGCGAAUCAAGCAAGUUUGGCCUGGACGGCGCGACGUGCCUGUUUACAUCCAGCAGGACAACGCGCAUGUUCAAGUUGACGACGUGGCAGUGGCUACUGCUGGUACCACUGGCGGCUGGAGAAUCCAACUUGUCGCCCAGCCCGCCAUGAGUCCCGAUUUCAAUGUGCUCGACCUAGGGUUCUUCAACUCAAUCCAAGCACUGCAGCAUCGCCAGGUGGUCACCUGCAUCGACGAUCUCGUUGCAGCCGUUCAUGCGGCCUUCGAUGAGCUGGACCUUCGUACUUUGGACAAGGCGUUCGUGACUCUUCAAAAGGUCAUGGAAGAGUCUUUGAAGGUCGGUGGAGACAACACGUACAAGUUGCCACAUUUGCACAAGGACAAGCUUGCAAGACAGGGAUUGCUGACAUCUCAAUUGGCGUGUGACCCAGACGUUGCUGGUGCCAUCGAAGCGAUGAAUAGUCGGAUGGACUUCGAGCCACUUCCUGCACACACAUAUCGCCACUACAUGCCUCCUCGUUCACCACGGCGAACCGGUGAUGCUUCUGUCGCCGUCCGGGACCUCGCGGACGUGCGCAAGCACUUGAGCUUCGCCCAUCGCCGCACGGCCUACGAAACGCUGCUUAGCGUCGCCGUUGAUGGUGUGCUGCCCCGUGGGGCUCUCACUGAGCUUGCACAGAUGUUUCGCUGCCAUCCGCAAACGAUAUCACGUCUGUGGACGCAAGCGCGUCUCUCGCUCCGCGGCGGCCACUGUGCCGCCGAUGUCGCCUCAAAAACCAAGGGGAACUCUGGACGCCAUGCGCUCCGAACAAGCGACGAAAUUGAAGCUGCCAUCCGAAACGUGCCACAAAUGCAACGGCAGACCUUACGCUCUCUGUCGGCCGCGUGUGGAAUCCCCAUGACGACGAUCUUUAGCCACAUGAAGAAGAAUCCUCGCUCCAAGGCGCGGUCAAACUACGUCAAGCCCCAUCUUACCCCUGCGAACAUCGAAGAACGACUCAAGUUUGCCAUGUCCUUCGUUCGGCCUUUGCCAAGUGGACGCCAUCUUUUCAACGACAUGCACGACUAUGUGCAUGUUGACGAAAAGUGGUUCUACUUGACGAAGGUUAAACGUAGGUACUAUGUGUACGACGACGAAGAGGUCGCGGCUCGGGCGGUCAAGUCCAAGCGCUUUAUCACCAAGGUGAUGUUCCUUGCCGCUGUGGCCAGGCCGCGAUAUGACCCACACGGCAAAAAGGAAUGGGACGGCAAGGUUGGUGUUUGGCCCUUCGUUCAAGUGACGCCAGCGCAGCGUGGAAGCAAGAACAGGUCGAAGGGCGCCAUGAAAAGCUUUGUGCACAUGGAGUUUGUGGCAUUGGAGUGGCUAACCAACCCCCGAACAGCCCCGAUUUCAACGUGUUAG